AUGCGGUAUGCAAAACGAAUAUUUAACUUUAUUUUGAAAAAUAACAAGUUUUAUAUAGUAAUUAUAGUUGUAUUACUUUUAAUUGUAAUUUUUCAAUGGAUGGUUCCAGGUUAUUAUGACUAUAAUCAAAUUUCGACGUUGGUUUAUUGUGAUAAGAAUCCCAGCGAUCAACAUAGAUAUUUAUUAUUUCCAAUGGUUACAAUUGUUUUCGAUGGAGGUUUAGGAAACCAACUCUUCGAAGUAUUUUCACUGCUUGGACUUGCUCUGAAACUCAAUCGAACUGCAAUUUUCAAUAGUGAGGACUGGAUUCUUCACUCAAAAUUAAAUCUUCUCCGAGAACAAGUACCUCAAGUUGCCGAAAGAGUUAUUUCUAUUCCAAUUGAGAUCCCUGAAUCCAGUCGAUUUAUAUACUCCCCAGCAUGUUGUCAUUUUCAAUUUUCGCCCCUUCUUUCCUGUGAACAAAGCAAAUAUCUUGUUAUUGAUGGACAUUAUUUUCAGAGUCACAAGUACUUCUCUUCUAUAGAGACUUCGAUAAGAAAAUGGUUGAAUCCCCCACAAGAAGAAGAGAAGCUAUUGAAAAAGAUGAUCAGGAGAAAAGAUGAAUUCCGAUUCAAAAUCUGCGUCCACAUCCGCCGCGGGGAUUUUCUGACAGACUCCCAACACGCUGGAACUGCUUCAAACUUUACGAUUCGUGCUGUAGACCACUUGUACACUCAGCAUCCCGGAUUGGUAUAUCUGUUCAGUAAUGACCCAGGUUGGGUUAGAGAGAAAAUAGCUGCACAUCUUGACUAUCAGAGUGAUGUUAAAGUAAUGGAAACGUCAGAAGCAAUCAAGGAUUUAUAUUUUGCACAGAUUCAUUGUGAUGCUGUGUUAAUUACCGCUCCUUCCUCGACAUUUGGCUGGUGGCUCGGAUAUUUGUCAAAAAAUCAAUCAAGUGUGUAUUACAGGGAUAUUCAGGAGACAGAGGAUAUGGUCAAACACCAAAUGGUGGAAGAGGAUUUCUUCCCGUCCACGUGGAAGAAAUUGGGGAUGUCACAAAACGGGCUGAUAAUUUCAAAAUAA
Molecule: messenger RNA, 1062 nt
Organism: Caenorhabditis elegans
Lineage: Eukaryota; Metazoa; Nematoda; Chromadorea; Rhabditida; Rhabditidae
Gene: T28F2.1
Product: L-Fucosyltransferase
Exons: 10
Coding region: 1-1062 (353 amino acids)
Biological process (GO): carbohydrate metabolic process
Cellular component (GO): membrane
Molecular function (GO): galactoside 2-alpha-L-fucosyltransferase activity
Source: RefSeq, marked reviewed